This is a messenger RNA of Dendronephthya gigantea, 3755 nucleotides long. RefSeq names its product protein transport protein Sec16A-like. The transcript has 28 exons. Gene Ontology annotation, biological process: autophagy; COPII vesicle coat assembly; Golgi organization. Lineage: Eukaryota; Metazoa; Cnidaria; Anthozoa; Malacalcyonacea; Nephtheidae. The record is from RefSeq and is a predicted model, not a curated record. Bases 1 to 3714 code for a protein of 1237 amino acids. Gene Ontology annotation, cellular component: endoplasmic reticulum exit site; ER to Golgi transport vesicle membrane.
AUGCGUGAAUGUAGUGGUGGGGGAAUGGUCCCUGAGUAUGGUGGCGCCGAUGGUCAUGUUGACCAUCCUGUUGCUACCAGUGAUGGUUAUGGUUCUGGCCAGAUUGAAGGUAUGGUUUCCUCGAGUGAACAGGAACAGCAUCAGUUGUUAUACCAACAGCAACAAUUGCAGUACAAGCAACAACAGUACGAACAAAUGCUGUUUCAAGAUGAGUUCAGCUCGCAAAAUCAGCAGCUGCGAGGAGGACACAUGAAUGUACAGCGACAAAGGUCUGAACCGAAUCAGUUUACUCAACAACAUCAUUUGCAACAGCAACAACAGUUGCAACAGCAACAACAGUUGCAACAGCAGGCACAGGAGUACCAGCAGAAUAUUCAACAUCAAAAAGUGGAAAGGCAAAUUAGCGGGCAAUACCCACAGCAAGUUAGCAGCAAUGUUAAUCUACAGUAUUCAACCAACGAUACUGAUCAAUGGCAGCAGCAUGGCAACACUGAUACACAGUAUGAAGAUUUUGAUUCAGAGGAGGAAAGCAAUCGAUAUUAUGAUGAGAGCAGAAAGUGGUUUUGGUCUUUCAAAAGAGAACGGUGGAUCCGUGCAGAGAACAGGCGAGAAAGCCAGUAUGAUGAUCAACGAUAUCACAGAUCUGACUCGAGAAGAAGUCGCAAUCGUGAGCGAAGAAGAGAGAGCCAGGGUAGAAGAAGAACAGACUACAAUGACCGAGCAUAUUAUGAUAAAUAUUAUCGUGAUUCUUAUGAUCGGGAUUACCAUCGCGGGGAGUCUGGCUUUAGUGGGUCCAGUGGUGAUAGUCAGCGGCGUGGUUCUCGUUCAGGACGAUCAUCUCGGGACGAGUCUCCACGUUCAGUUUCAUCACGGUCGAGCUCGCGGGCUCGACGAAGUAACAACCGCCACUCGAAACGAACGGUCUACGACUAUGAAGAUUCUUAUCGCAGAGGCGAGGACUAUUAUGGUCGAAGUCACCAAUCAUCCCGUAGCUCAAGACGAUUGAGCUCAGGAAGUUACAGCUCAUCCACAUCAAACUCUCUGGGAGACAGUAUCAAGCGGGAUGACCAGAACAAGCAACAACAGAGUAGUGCAAUCGCCGCUGAAGAUACGGUUAAACGGAUAAUUACUCCUGAACGACUAACCCCGAAGCAGCAUACAAAACCUCAUAUUGUUGGAGCGUUUUCAACCGCCUCUCGAUUGAGUGUUGCUCCAGCCAGACAGGUUCUUGAUGGUGAGACUGCUGAAGUGUACUUGACUGAUGUCAAGAGCGAAGGUAGAUUCAACGAGGCGAUGCGCAAUUUCCCUGGACCACUUUGCAGGGGCAAAACCCAUAAACGGGAUGUUGUAAAGUAUGCCAAAGAGAUGGCCAUGAUGGCUUUCAACAACCAAAGCGAUUCUUUUGAAAAACGCGAGGCUGGCUACAUUCUUUGGCAAGUGUUGGCUGUUAUGGUCCAACAAAAUGGGGUGUACCUCAACACCGAUAUUGCCGAGGUUCUAACCUCGGACCUACCCGAAGAUUCUUAUACAAGACGGGAACGUAGUUCUUUCAGCUCUGAAAGGGUAUCCUUUGCAGCUGAUGGGCAAGAUUAUUCCAAACACGAUCAAGUCGCGACAUAUCGAGAGCUUCUCUUGGCUGGCAAAACACAGGAAGCUCUGGAACACGCAGUAAACUCCAAGAUCUGGGGCCACGCCUUGAUGCUAGCAUACCACACUGACCAGAAUGUAUUUUCGAAUAUCAUGGAAAGAUUCAACAGUCAACUUAAUGAGGACGACUCCUUGUUAUGUUUGUAUCAGCAUCUCGGGUCUAAGCGACCUUCAAUUUUAGAUAAAAAGACAAGGCGAUGGAGAAAACAUUUGGCAAUCAUGAUUUCAAAUCCAUCCAAGUCAACCGCUAAAGAUAGCGAAAAUAUUCAUGCACUUGGCGCGAGCUUAGAGUCUCGUGGCCUGAUUGAAGCAGCUCAUCUUUGCUACAUAUUAGCAGGAGAAGAAAUUAGUAAACAGAGUGGCACAUUGUUACUAGGUUAUUCUUCGAAUGAAAUCCGACCAGAAUUCGUGGAUUUCCUGGCUCUUCAACGCACAGAGAUAUAUGAAUACGCUAUGAGCCUCAAAGAUGAAAAUUUUAUAAUAAAAGAUUUCCAGCCAUGGAAAGAAUUGUACGUCCAUUCAUUGGCCGAUGCCGGAUUCCAUAAUAAAGCAUUUCGUUAUUGCGAGAAAUUGGUAGAUGAUGUCUUGAAGCAUUCAACAUCUUUUACUAAAGAUAUGAUAACGCGACUUCAUGCGUUAUCCAUGAGACUUUACAGACGAGAAUUUAUUGCGCCGUUAUUAGAUAUGAACGGACGCCUGAAACAAUUGUUAGAUCUACUCAAGGAAAACAACGAAACCUUAUGGCACUCGUUCUUGUCUACCAGCAGCUGGCAAACAUUGGCGCAACAACUACCUCAGCAAUCGCAACUUCCACAGGAAAUGCCGUAUGAACACACGCAAAACAUUGAUCAUAAAGAAGUUCAAAUUCCACUACAAUGGACAACAAAGCUUCUCAGAGUUUCGCUCAAUUCGAGCCCACCGCUGCACCAAGUGGCAACAUGUCCUACACCGGGGAAUUUCAAGCUCAAGACCAGUACCAUCGCAAGGGAAUUACCCUACGGGGUUGCUCCCACCGACCAAACUCUUCCACCGGAGAAUUACCCCUAUGAAAAUGUCGCACAAGCAGUUCCGAGCAGCAUAGAGCACGAUGAAACAGGAUUACCAAGUUCUGGCACAAACUUCUACGAAGGGGACUCUUUUGAGCAUUUGUUACGGAAGCAGCCGAGUAAUGCUAGUGUUAACGCAGUCGAAACAAGUGGAAUUUCAGCGCCUGCGACUUCAGAUAAUAGUUUUGAUUACUACGCUCAAUCUAACUUCAGGGAAUCAAAUAUUGCGAAUGGCGCAAAGAAGGAAGAAACUCAAGCCCAGACCAAGGAAGAGAAGAAGACCAAAAAAGACGAUAACAAGAACUCAGAGAAACAGAGUGGCGGAUUAUUUACGUCAUUCGGCGGUUUCUUCAAAUCUUUCAUUCCCAAAGGCAAGAACGAGAUUAUCUUACCUGACGAUAAGAAGAAAACUAUCUAUUGGGACGAAAAAGAAGGAAAGUGGGUGAACACGGAAGAAGGUGAAGAGGAGAAAGCUGAUUUGCCUCCACCACCAAUUGAUCCAUCUUUGAUUGGCGGUGCCCAACCUGUCAUGCCUACCAUCCCAUCAGGAACUGUUAGACAACCUACACAAACAUCUGGCACAUCGAGUGCAGCUACCGGUUUCUCAAACACACCGCAACUUCCAGCAUCCCAGGCUUCAUCAGCGUCGCAAACUCCUCCCGCGGCAAACGCUCCACCAAUCAUUCCUGGCGCUUUUACUCCAGAUCAACCAGAAAUAUCGUUGAUUAAUUCACCAUUAUCGACACCUAGCCGAUUUUCGCGUAGAGCUCACAGCUCGAAAGGACAUAGAUCGAACUAUGUUGAUGUCUUGAGUGCCUCAGGGGCAACGACGAAACCUAACGAAACCGCGUCACCUCUCCUUUUCCAACCGUUUCCAGCACCACCAGGAAAUCAGGCACCAAUAGCAAGCAACAUUCUGUCGAAUACUGAAGGAUCACCGAUGCCGCCAGCUAGUCAGAGCAACGGCGUUGACCAGAGCAGUGUAGCCAACAAUACUGUGGAGGAACAGUCGACUAACUGACAGGAUUCUCAAUCGUCUCCCGCCGUACCGUUUUUCAAUCC